AUGUCCGGCCCAAACAACACCAACCCCCUCGAACGCGACAUCGCCCUCUACCUCGAAUCCAUCCUCGCGGACAUCAAACUCGCCAUCAACACCGGCGAAUGGGACCCCGUCCGGAGAUACAUCGCACCGGAAUUCACCUGCGAACCGGUCUUUCGGCCUUGCGCGACGGAUCAGGAUAUCAGUCAGGGCCUUUGUGAUUUGGAGGAGUAUAUCAAGAUGUGUCGGAGUGUGUUGCCGGCGAUGCAGACGGAGAUUGUGGAUGUGGUGACGGAUGUGGAUGUUAGGCAUGGGAGGGCGGCGAGUUUUACGACUUUUAGGACGGUUGGCGUACCCGAAGGCGUUGUAAGGCACAGUGUUGGACGCUUCCAGUGGAGGCGAAUACAAGGCGAAUGGAAACUGACGAGCCAUAUGAGCGCGAGGGGAAUGGAGGUCGAAUGA
This is a messenger RNA of Zasmidium cellare ATCC 36951, 438 nucleotides long. RefSeq lists its product as uncharacterized. The record is from RefSeq and is a predicted model, not a curated record. The transcript is spliced from 2 exons. NCBI's taxonomy places the organism in Eukaryota, Fungi, Ascomycota, Dothideomycetes, Mycosphaerellales, Mycosphaerellaceae. The coding region runs from base 1 to 438 and encodes 145 amino acids.